This is a messenger RNA of Phyllotreta striolata, 2790 nucleotides long. Lineage: Eukaryota; Metazoa; Arthropoda; Insecta; Coleoptera; Chrysomelidae. The record is from the annotation of a GenBank genome assembly.
CUUCGGGUAACGUAUUUCUUCAUUUUCUCCUCGAAAUGUCAAAAAAUAAUUUUUGAAGUUUUGAUAGCUUGACGCUGAUUGGCUGAGAUUAUGUUUACGAAUGAGGAGUUUCCAGACCUUAGAAAUAUAGGGCCGUGGUAACGAGUCGAGUGAUGGUUAUGUUAAAUUUCACCUCCUCUGCAAUUUACAAGAAUUUAAAAUAAUCAACUAAUCUAGUUACCAAUUACAACAACAAAAUGUCCGAUUACCCAAAUCCCGAUGAAGAAUUCGAGCUUAUGUACGCAGAUGAACUCGAGUUAUUGCAAGAAGAUCCACAAUACAAUGCAACUCCCGAGGAAAUAGCACCGAAAGAACCACCAUUACAAAAUGAGAGUACUCCUCAAACUCAGUCUACUAGUAACAAACGAAACGUUGAAGAAUUAUUCGGAGACAUCAGCGAUCUAGAUUUCGCGCAAUUCGAGCCUGAAGCCAAAAAAACCAAACUCAAACCCAGCAAAGAGGAUGAAUUGAAGGAAUUGAUGGAACACAUUCUUCUACUGAGAAAAUUGAACAAAGAAAAAGCCAAUGUACUAUCAAUAAACACUUCUAUUUCAUCUAGAGCUCGUAAUGCGGAUAGGGACAGUCGCAAUAUCUCGCGCAGAGUGCCUAAAUAUCCUUAUAUAACCGUCAGAAGAUCGGACGGGGAGGAUUUGUAUGUUCGAUUCCACUCGGAGGAAUACGAGCGAGAAGAAGUGCUGAGUGUCGUGAAAGAAUCUAAAGUAGGCCAUGAUGUUUUGGGAAGUGAGAAGCAAAGGAUUUGGAACGAAGCACAAACUUUGUUAAACAAACUCAGUACAGAAUCAAGCGAAAUGGAAUUGUCCGAGCCCCAAGAUUUCGGAAGCGACAGAGACUUGUGGUUGGAUUUGUACCGGCCUAAAAGGUACAUCGAAUUGCUUAGCGAUGAAAGCACGAAUCGUACGAUGUUGAAAUGGUUGAAACUUUGGGAUAAAGUCGUGUUCAAUCGAAGACCUAAGAUCAAACCUACGUUGAAACAAUAUGAUAAAAACACUAGUAAAUUCAGACCGUUUGAAUUGAAUACUGAUUUAGACGAGCAUGAUAGACCUUUUUAUAAAGUGGCUUUGUUAUGUGGACCUCCCGGAUUAGGUAAAACCACCUUAGCGCACGUAGCGGCGAAACAUGCAGGUUACAACAUAGUAGAAAUAAACGCAUCUGAUGACAGAAGCACCGAAGCAUUCAAAACUUCAUUGGAAAAUGCUACCCAAAUGAAAUCUUUAGUUGACACCGAAAAUCGACCCAAUUGUCUGAUAUUCGACGAGAUAGAUGGCGCACCGAAAGCCUCGAUUGAAUAUCUCAUUAAAUUUGUAAAUGGGAUUAAGAAUAAACCGAAAAAAGGGGGCAAAUCCAAGCAAUUCAUCCUCAGAAGACCAAUAAUUUGCAUAUGCAACGACGUCUACGCGCCGGCUUUGCGUUCUUUGCGCCAAAUAUCGCUGGUGCUCCAUUUCCCUCGCACGUCCAGCGCCAAAUUGGCCGAAAGAUUGACGUCCAUAUGCAGAAGAGAAGGUCUGAAGACCGAUUUGAGCACCAUGAUGGCCCUGGCGGAGAAAACCAACAACGACAUUCGCUCCUGUUUGUCGAUGAUGCAUUUCUUCAAAUCCGAAAAGAAAGCGGUGACUUUAUCGGACGUUUUGCGAGGCAGUUUCGGCCAGAAAGACAUGCAAAAAGGUUUGUUCGCUGUCUGGCAAGACAUUUUCCAAAUACUCCGUCCAAAAUUCAACCCGCUUUACCAAGAAAAAGACGCCUCUAAGAAACAAAACGAGGCGAACAGGACCACUAAAAUCUUCCAAACGAUUUCAUCAUUCGGAGAUUACGAGAGAGUGGCCCAAGGCGUACACGAAAACUUUAUUUCAUUAAAACUUAGAGACUCCACGUUGGAAGGUUUAAGCAAAGCAAUGGACUGGUUCGUUUUCAACGACCUCAUCAGCCAUCAAAUACACACCACGCAAAACUACAGCUUGUCCUCCUACUUGCCCUACGGAUUCAUCGUGUGGCAUUUUUUGUUCGCCACAACGCAAGCCCAGAAACUGAACCUUCCUUCUGCUGGAUUCGAGAUGAAACAGAACCAAGUCAGGCGGUCCGCGAUCGUGGCCGAAAUGCUAAAAGGCAUGCGACCGACGAUAAAAACCUACUGCAACAAAUCCUCGUUGCUGUUGGACAUCCUGCCGUUCCUGCUGAAAAUAAUAUCGCCCAAUUUCCGGCCCGUCAAUCUCCAUCUCUACACCAAAGAGGAAAAGGACGCCAUGACCAGAGUGGUCAACGUCAUGAUCGAUUACAAUCUGAACUACGUGCAGGAGAGGCGGCAGGACGGCGUCUACGUGUUCAAUCUGGAACCAGACGUCGAGGAAUUGUUCCAGUUUUCCUGCAAAAAGCGACAGCUGUCCUAUUCCAAUAAGCAGCUGAUUGCCAGAGAAAUAGAGUUGGAGAAAAUGCGACGAACGGAGGCGAGCAAGAUCGAUAAGGAAUCGAUCAAACAGAAGCCUAAUCACUUGCAAAGGUUGCAGGCGAAUGCUGUUAAGGUUGCAAAAACAAUAAAACCGGCCGUAACUAAAGACUUUUUUGGAAGAAUCGUUUCAACACCAACGAUUUCAGUUAAAGGAGGUCCAAGUCCGAGUAACCGUAUUUGGUAUCAAUACAAAGAGGGUCACAACAACGCAGUACGUAAACCUAUAAAAAUUGCUGAUCUGUUGUAAAUAUUACAGAAUUUAUUUAAUAAACUAAUUAGGUACUUAAAAA